Arachis ipaensis is the source of this 681-nucleotide messenger RNA. The record is from RefSeq and is a predicted model, not a curated record. Lineage: Eukaryota; Viridiplantae; Streptophyta; Magnoliopsida; Fabales; Fabaceae.
AUGGAGCAACAGUUAUUGGGAUAUGAGGAUGAGAUGUAUAGAUUGGAUCACGCUGAGCACAUUGUUGGGAGGCUUGAUCGAGUGGCGCCUCGAAUCUUGCGCACCAGAUGGAAUCUGAUGACACGGCCGCUGGAGCAGAUUAGGCCAUAUCUGAGACGAGCCGAGUUUGAGUAUAUGGCCUAUAUGGUCGAGUUCGAGCACGAUUGGUCGCUUGCCUCGACAUUGAUAGAGAGGUGGAGGCCUGAGUCCCAUACCUUUCGUCUACCGUGCGGGGAGAUGACUAUCACCCUACAGGAUGUGGCCUAUCAGUUGGGACUCAGGAUUGACAGUGAUCCUGUGAGUGGAUGCAUAGAGGACAGACAGUCACAGACGAAGUGGACUGUGAAGCUCACUUGGUUCCAUAAUACGGUUUGUGGAGAGCUAGAGCAGGACGCCACAGAGGAGCGCCUGAUGAGGUACACGAGAGGAUACAUCAUGCAGUUGAUAGGGGGUAUCCUCUUCCCAAUUGCAUCUGACUCUCGGGUGCAUAUCAGGUGGCUUCCCCUGCUGGAGGACCUUGAUACGUGUGGCCGGUUGUCGUGGGGUUCGGCUGUGCUGGCAUGGCUGUACCGCCAGAUGUGCCGGGCCACGAAACAUGGUCAACGCAACUUGGGAGGAUGCGUCAGCUUGAUGCUUUCCUAG